Messenger RNA from Rhizopus microsporus ATCC 52813, 1041 nucleotides. RefSeq names its product Aldo/keto reductase. Bases 1 to 1041 code for a protein of 346 amino acids. The record is from RefSeq and is a predicted model, not a curated record. Lineage: Eukaryota; Fungi; Mucoromycota; Mucoromycetes; Mucorales; Rhizopodaceae. The transcript has 4 exons.
AUGACUUCUACAACCAAAAUGCAAUAUGUUCGCUUUGGAAAUACAGGAAUGAAAGUAUCUCGAUUCUGUUUAGGCUGUAUGUCAUAUGGAUCAUCUAAGUGGCAAGCCUGGGUUAAAGAUGAAGAAGAAUCAAUCGAAUUGAUCGGAAAAGCCUAUGAGGCUGGUAUCAACUUCUUUGACACUGCUGAUGCUUAUUCAAAUGGCGAAAGUGAACGCGUUUUGGGUAAAGCUAUCAAAAAGUUCAAUAUGCCAAGGUCUCGUAUUGUAGUUGCUACCAAACUUUUUUUCACUGUGUCUGAAGAGAUGUCGAUAAAUACUCUUGGCCUUCAUGCUCAAGCUGACAUCACAACUGUCAAUAGUUCAGGCUUAUCAAGAAAGCAUAUCUUUGAUGCUGUAGAUGCUUCGUUGGAAAGAUUAGGCCUUGAUUACAUUGACCUUUAUCAAAUUCAUCGAUUUGACCCUGAAACGCCACUUGAAGAGACCAUGGAGGCUUUAAAUGAUUUGGUUCGCUCUGGUAAAGUCAGAUACAUUGGUGCUAGUUCAGGUUACGCAUGGCAAUUCCAAAAGGCAAAUGCUAUUGCUGAAAGAAGAGGAUGGGCCAAGUUUGUGUCUAUGCAAAACCUGUAUAAUUUACUUUAUCGCGAAGAAGAACGAGAGAUGAUUCCUUAUUGUCAAGACAGUGGUAUUGCUUCUAUUCAUUGGUCACCCUUGGCUAGAGGCUUAUUGACUGGCAAGAACCGUGAAUCAACUCGAUUGGGAACAGAUCGUGCCAUUUCUGCAUUCUUUGCCCAAAGAGAAGGUUCCAAUAACGAUGCUAUCAUUGAUCGUGUUAUAGAAAUAGCCGAAAAACAUAAACGUUCACCAGCACAGAUCGCUUUGGCCUGGAUGUUGACCAAACCUCAUGUUACUUCACCCAUUGUUGGUGUCAGUAAGGAAUCACAAUUGAUGGAUGUAUUAGGAUCUCUUGAAGUAAAAUUGACUGAAGAAGAAGUGAAGUAUCUUGAAGAACUUUACAUCCCACGACAACUUAUUCCUAUGUAA